Molecule: messenger RNA, 1895 nt
Organism: Penaeus vannamei (Pacific white shrimp)
Lineage: Eukaryota; Metazoa; Arthropoda; Malacostraca; Decapoda; Penaeidae
Product: glycoprotein-N-acetylgalactosamine 3-beta-galactosyltransferase 1
Cellular component (GO): membrane
Molecular function (GO): N-acetylgalactosaminide beta-1,3-galactosyltransferase activity
Source: RefSeq, a predicted model, not a curated record
AGAACAAUUUUCUUUUGUUCUGGAGGUAUGCAUAGACGGAGGAGUCACCUGUGCUCCGACUCGGCUUCAGUUGCGGGGAAAGAACAGCGCCGUCCGGAUCGCGUCACAGAAGUCCUGUCGUGUUCUCCUACGCGGUGACGAGCCUCUGGAUCGACGAAGAACGAGUUAACGAAGAUGUUUAAUAAUCGAGUCCUCAAGAGAGAACUAUCAUCAUCCUUGCAAAUUCUGAUGUUGAUGGCCCUCGGCAGCGUGCUCAGUUCCACCUGCACUUUCAUCCUCUUGUCACCCCCUGUCCCUGAGCGCAGGUUGUAUGAAGUGAAAAGAAACUCAGCGAGAGACAGGCUGCGAGAACAGCAUGAAGCCUUUCACAAAGACGAGAGCGCACAAGCAGAAAAACUUGCAGAACAAGUGCGGAUCUUGUGCCUCGUCAUGACAAUGGAGUCCAACCACGAGAAGAAGGCGGUUCACCUUAAAAACACUUGGGGAAAAAGAUGCAACAAACUCAUCUUCAUGAGCACAAAGGACGAUCCGCUGCUUGGAGCCAUCGACGUGGAUGUCCCGGAGGGGAAGAAGUACCAGUGGGGGAAGGCCAAGGCCUCUCUCAAGCACGCGUUCGACCAUCAUUCCCACGCCUUUGACUGGGUCUUCGUGGCACAAGAGGACACUUACGCCAUCAUAGAGAACCUCCGCUACAUGCUCUCGGUGUACGACCCAGAGGAUCCCAUUUUCUUCGGCUCCAGAAUCAAAUCGCAGGCAAAGCAAGGAAGCGUAAGUCGAAAUGCUGGAUACGUUCUCAGUAAAAGUGCACUGAGAAAAUUCGUUACAGAAGCGAUGACUGAUAGCACAAAAUGCAACGCAAAGUUAGAAGGUUCUGAAGAAAGAGAAAUAGGGGAAUGCCUUGAGAACGUCGGGGUCAAGGCGGGUGACUCGAGAGACAGCCUGGGUCGCGGUCGCUUUUUCCCGUGCAAACCCGAUACGCUCGUUGGGGGCAAGAUACCACAGGCGUACAAGGAGACCGCCUUUUACGCCCCGAGUGCGGGCUUAAAUUGCUGUUCGGACAUGGCUAUCUCUUUCUACAACAUCAACGGGAAAAAGAUGUACGAAUACGAAUACUUUUUCUACCACACGAGACCCUACGGAAUCAAGCAUACAUUCCCAGUCCCUGCGGAGAUGCCGCUCAGUGCAGCCAGCCGGUGAAUGUGCAGUAGGAUGUGGAAAUGGUACCAGCGGAUAAUCGAGCAGUGAUCAGGUGCGGUUUUCACAAAAGGUCUCUCUAUAACUUCUUUGCAAUUUGUCUAUGAUUUGCUUCGUUGCCGCAUCACAACUUUAUUGCUGAUAAUUAUAAUGAACAUUUAUAUCUUUAUAUACCUUUUUGAUAAUCAGCGGUGAUAACAAGCAAUAAAUCUUGCUUAUAAUAUAUCAGAAAUUUUACAAAUGAUAAUAUCUAAAUGUGAUAUGGCAUUGUCACUGUAUCGCCAUUUGUAUUUUGUAGUAAAAUACAGCAGUAAAACUGUAGAAGACGGCUCAAUCAUUGAAAAUUCAUCAAAAGAGGCCUCGACACUUUUCUUGAUAUUUUCAAAGCGGAAAAAUCUUCAACGGCAUAAGAACAAAUUAAAGGCAGUCCUUACGUUUGUAAAUAGAAAAUAUCAGUAAAAUAUAAGAAACGACUGAAUGAACGUUUGACAAUAUAUCAAUAAACCUUGCAUCUAUAAUGACAAUAUUACACAGCUUAUAUAUUUAAUUGUAAAUUGAACAACCACAGGUUUGUUGCCAUUGCAUCAGCUGUAAACCCGCGCACCACCAUUUGUAUUUUGAUUAGAAGUAUUCUUUAAAAAUGUAGAAAAUGGAUCAAAUAAAGUAGAUAAUGAAAAUCAGCCAAGGAAUUCAGGACUUUU